UUAAGACUUAAAAAUGUGUAGCAAGGGUAUGCUUGCUAUGGCAGCGUCUAUUAGAAAAGGGAAAAUGCGCAAAAUAUGAGGGAAAACGACAGGGAAAUCGACCGUAGACAGACCAAACGCCUGAGGAGACGGUAAGGAGAGGCAGCUGAAUGCGCGUAGGAGAGAAGGAGAGGAGUAGAGGCGUAGGAGAGGACCAGGAGUACAGGAGAGGAGGAGAGAAUCAGGAGAGGAUCCAGAGCGCAGGAGAGGACCGGGAGUAUAGGAGAGCAGCAGGAGCGCAGUGCUGCUGUAUAUCAUUAGGGAGGGGAAAACCGCAGCUCCCACACUGUGUUCUCCCACCGACAGGAAACUGCUGCACGCUCUGAAACCGACCCGGAGUGUGUGUGUGUAUGUGUGUGUGUGUGUGUGCAGGCCCGGCCCGGUGAAGAUAAGGCGCGUCCCCGCUGCGUGUGAGCGCGUGAUGGGAGUGAAUGAAGGGAGCGCGCACGGACAACGCGGCGUCGACCAUGUCACGGAACCUCGGCACCCUCCUUUACGCGUUUACCUUCAUCCAGAGUGUCAUCUCUGCAGAGUCAGAAGAGCGGCUCAUGAACUGGCUCCUCUCAAAGGAUCGUUAUAACAACCUCAUCCGGCCUGCCCUGAACAGAACGGAAAGAGUGACCGUGAAUCUGCAGGUCUCUCUGGCACAGCUCAUCAGCGUGAAUGAGAGGGAGCAAAUCAUGACGACAAACGUAUGGCUCACACAGAACUGGAAUGAUUACAGACUGUCGUGGGACCCGUCCAAAUACGAGGGAAUUGACAAGCUCCGAAUUCCCUCCCGACACAUCUGGCUACCUGACAUUGUAUUAUACAAUAACGCUGAUGGCACGUAUGAGGUGACAGUCUUCACCAACGCUAUCGUGCUGUUUAACGGCAGCAUCGCCUGGCUUCCUCCUGCCAUCUACAAGAGCGCCUGUAAGAUUGAGGUCAAGCACUUCCCCUUUGACCAGCAGAACUGCACACUAAAGUUCCGCUCAUGGACGUACGACCACACGGAGCUCGAUCUUGUCCUAAAAUCUGACGUGGCCAGUAUGGAUGACUUCACUCCUAGUGGAGAGUGGGACAUUUUAGCUCUGCCAGGAAGGAGGACAGUCAACCCUCAGGACCCGACUUACGUGGACCUGACGUAUGACUUUAUCAUCAAGCGAAAACCUCUCUUCUACACCAUCAACCUCAUCAUCCCCUGCGUCUUGAUCACCUCUCUGGCCAUCCUGGUUUUCUACUUACCAUCUGAUUGUGGUGAGAAGAUGACCCUGUGCAUCUCUGUCCUCCUGGCCCUCACUGUCUUCCUCUUACUGAUCUCCAAAAUUGUUCCUCCGACAUCCCUGGAUGUCCCUCUAAUUGGCAAGUACCUGAUGUUCACCAUGGUGCUGGUGACCUUCUCCAUCAUCACGAGUGUAUGCGUACUCAACGUGCAUCAUCGAUCCCCGAGUACGCAUACCAUGCCGAAGUGGGUGAAGCUGGUCUUCCUGGACAAACUUCCCAUGUUGCUUUUUAUGCGAAGGCCUGAAGGGCUCUCAUCCCGGCAGAGGCUACGCCAGCGGAGACAUCUCAAAGGUAAUAAGGCCUUGCUUGGGCUUAGGUGUGGAGCUCCCUGCAAGUCAGGAAUCUCCUCUUCCGCCUCAGUCUUGCUUGCUGCAUCUUCAUCAUCAGUGCUGUCUUCACCAGGACACUUUUACAACAAAGGGACGAGCUUUCACAGGAAAGGUGAUCAGCGGGCUACAGAGUUCCUGCCCAACCAGGGAGACAUGAGAGGAGGUGGAGGGCAAUCAGAUCUGGGGGCAGAUGUUCAAGAAGCAGUGGAUGGUGUUCGUUAUGUAGCUGACCACAUGAUGGGAAAUGAUGAUGAUCAGAGUGUCAUUGAAGACUGGAAGUACGUCGCCAUGGUGGUGGAUCGGCUGUUUCUCUGGAUCUUUGUAAUUGUGUGUGUGGUCGGGACGUUGGGCCUUUUCCUUCAGCCAGUCUUCCAGAACCAGACAGUUCCUAUCUCUCAGCCGAAUGUUGAAUCCGCUAGGAGGGAUGGGAUGUAAAGAAUGCAUCGAUAUGGGAUGACAAAUACCAGGUCUAAAUUUCCAAAAAGGCAUUGAAAAAGGACUUGUGGUAUAAUCUUGAAGACGGUUUUCUUUUAAUAUGAAGGAUAAAUCAGUCCUGAAUGAUGGAUAGAAACGAUGAAGACUUUAUAAUGGAUGGCUGAAUGCUUUCAGGAUUACAGCACAAGUCAAAUCACCUUGACUGAUUUCUUUAGACCUUGAAAAACGCCUAUAGGCAUCCAACCAGGGCGAAAAAUGUCACGGAUUUUUGAUUAGACAGCGUCAAGGUCAUCGAUUAGCUAACAUCACUUGCCUUCAUAAUUAAGUCCACUGACAUGGACAGCCAGUGGUGCUUCAAGGUAAUAAGUUUAUAUUAGGACACUUCAUCUUAAGACGAGGUCACUGUUCUGGUCAGAAAAAUAUUCUUUCAAUAAACCAUGAAUGAAAUAUUUAUCAGUCCAUGCGUAAUGGUUCAAUGGUUUCUUCAACUGUCGCAGGGCAAUACAGUUGAUUUUUUUUUUACCACAAAUAUUCGAUUACCAUGAAUAAUACAAAUCGAAUAAAAGGUUGUCUAAUAAAAAUCA
Ictalurus punctatus (channel catfish) is the source of this 2653-nucleotide messenger RNA. RefSeq names its product cholinergic receptor, nicotinic, beta 4 (neuronal) (gene chrnb4). Gene Ontology annotation, cellular component: synapse; neuron projection; postsynaptic membrane. The transcript has 6 exons. Gene Ontology annotation, biological process: monoatomic ion transmembrane transport; chemical synaptic transmission; signal transduction. The record is from RefSeq and is a predicted model, not a curated record. Bases 471 to 2069 code for a protein of 532 amino acids. Gene Ontology annotation, molecular function: acetylcholine-gated monoatomic cation-selective channel activity; transmembrane signaling receptor activity. NCBI's taxonomy places the organism in Eukaryota, Metazoa, Chordata, Actinopteri, Siluriformes, Ictaluridae.